UUUUUUUUUUACCCUGUAAGUGUAAACGGAUAGGAUAAUAUAGAUAGAGAGGAUAGAGCGAGUGGAGCAAGCUCAGCUCCGCCGAACAUGGCGACUCCUCUUUCUUCCUUGUGCUCUUCGCUCGUCCCCAGACCUCUUUCCCUCGAACAAUCCCUUACCUCUUUACCUUUCACCAAAAUCCACUUUAACUUUCUCUCUCUUACUCCCUCUCUCUCUUCCCACAGGCUCAUCUCCUCCUCGUCUCCAAGAUUACCCACAUUGUCAUUUGUCCCUAAAUCCUCAGAAACCGAACCCGCCGUCUUAGAAUCCGAACCGGAUAUCGAAACCCUACCGAAGGAGCAGGUGGAGUCCGCCCUUAAAGAAGCCAGUCGCGAGGAGAUCUUUGGGGUUGUUCAGGUUGGAGGUCGACAAUUUUUCGUGAUUCCCGGGCGGUAUAUCUACACUCAGAGGUUCAAAGGUGCAAAGGUUAAUGAUAAGGUAAUUCUGAACAAGGUUUUGUUGGUAAGUUCAAAAACAAAGACUUGGCUCGGACUGCCGCUGGUACCUAAUACAGUUGUACAUGCUGUUAUUGAGGAGCAGGGGUUGAAUGACAAAGUCAUUGUCCAAAAGUACAAGAGGAAGAAGAACUAUAGAAGAAAGAUCGGGCACCGACAGCCAAAUACGCGGUUAAGGAUAAUUGGCAUCACGGGGUAUGAAAAUGAACCGUACCUGUCGCUUCCAGAACAUAUGAUACCCCAAAAAGUCUGACUUUGUGUUGGCCGUGGGAUGCAUUCCUCGUGAGGUUUUUUCUUCUUUCAUGUUUCUUGGGAGGAUGUGUAAUCUCCAACAUGUUCUGGAAGUGGUAUUGGGUCGGUUUCACAAUCUUGAGUACCAUUGUAUCUCUUUUAUGGCACUAUUAUCAAACCUCCAAGGCUAUUGGUCAAUGUUUAGAGGUUGUAUGAAUCUUUUUUCCUUUUUCAGUACUAAAUAUUGUUGCAGAUGGAUGGCCCUUGGGCGUGCUAUUGCGCCCAAGUGUGUUUGGAAUACAGAAUCAAAUUGCGUGA
This is a messenger RNA of Rhododendron vialii, 1043 nucleotides long. RefSeq names its product large ribosomal subunit protein bL21c. Gene Ontology annotation, cellular component: ribosome. Gene Ontology annotation, biological process: translation. The transcript has 5 exons. Gene Ontology annotation, molecular function: RNA binding; structural constituent of ribosome. The coding region runs from base 88 to 747 and encodes 219 amino acids. NCBI's taxonomy places the organism in Eukaryota, Viridiplantae, Streptophyta, Magnoliopsida, Ericales, Ericaceae. The record is from RefSeq and is a predicted model, not a curated record.